Plectropomus leopardus (leopard coralgrouper) is the source of this 3324-nucleotide messenger RNA. Lineage: Eukaryota; Metazoa; Chordata; Actinopteri; Perciformes; Serranidae. The record is from RefSeq and is a predicted model, not a curated record.
CUCUGCGACGCUGCCGUGCCAUGAAACACCCAAGUGACUUUAGGACCCUGUGAGAGACACCCGCGGGGCGCGGCAAUAUUUUUAAUCUGACCACAGAACCUGUUAGCUUACUCUUGCUUCCUCUAAGACAGUUUACACGUUCCUUCACAAUAGUUCCUUGAUGUGACAGUGGCAAUAGAGAAGUGCUCUGUGAGGCAGCAGCAGAGGCGCCACAGCCCUGAACCCAAGCCCUGCCGACCCUAAUCCAUGACCCCUGGACGAGGACCUUUGUGUCCUGACAUGCCUGUGAAGGGAGCCCGAUCCCAGGCAGUGUACAGCCAGCCAUGGAGCAGCAGGCCUGGAUACUGAGGAGCUUCUUGGCUCAGCUGGAGAGACAAGAGGCUGAGGACGAGCAGGCACCGAACGGCAUUGCUGGGGAGUUUGCGAGGUUGAAAAGCCAGUCAACUAAGUACCGCACUGACAAAACCUACCCCACCAAGACAGCAGAGAAGCAGGAGAACAUCAAGAGGAACCGAUACAAAGACAUUGUUCCCUUUGACCACACCAGAGUAAAGCUCACUCUCACCACAACUAAAAAUGACUCUGAAUACAUCAACGCCAGUUUCAUUAAGGGAGUGUCGGGCUCCAGGGCUUACAUUGCUACACAGGGUCCUCUGCCUCACACAGUGCUGGACUUCCUGAGGAUGCUUUGGGAGUACAACGUAAAGGUCGUGGUGAUGGCGUGUCGAGAAUUUGAGAUGGGAAAGAAAAAGUGUGAGCGCUACUGGCCACAAAAACAAGAGCAGCCCUUUGUUUGUGAGCCGUUUACAGUUUACUGUGAUUCUGAGGAAAAUAAAGGAGAUUAUUUGACAAGGACGUUAAGGGUGACUUAUCGCAACUGUAGCCGAACUUUGAAACAGCUGCACUAUUUCAACUGGCCCGAUCACGGCGUACCAGACUCCAUCCCUCCCAUUCUGGACAUGUUGCAGGAGAUGCGGUCAUAUCAAGCCCAUGACGACGUCCCCUUCUGCAUCCACUGCAGUGCUGGCUGUGGAAGAACAGGAGCCCUGUGUGUAAUUGAUUACACUUGGAACCUCCUGAAGAAACAGAUGAUCACUCCAGAUUUCAGUAUCUAUGAUUUAGUGCAAAACAUGAGAACCCAGAGGCCCUCGGUCGUCCAAACCAAGGAGCAGUACGAGCUGGUGUACAGAACCAUCAAGUUACUGUUUGAGAGAUAUCUGCAGUCCAUGGAUGCACAGACCUGCAGAGACCAGGUGACAAUGGUCCCGCCGGCGAUCACGCCCGACACUGAAAGCGAGCUCUCUGACCUCAGUGACGAUUUGGAUUUGCUGCCACAACUCCAGAACCUGCUGGACGAGGAGAGGGAGGUUUUAGCACAGCGCCACACCCCCUCACCUUUUGCUUCACAAAAUCACAUUGCCAUAAAAGCCAAGGACAUGCAGAGGGACCAACAACAAUGGCACCUACUCCAAACCCUCCCUGAGGCUCUGGCCCCCACCUGGGACCUGCAGGAGGGACCCAGGACCUCACCCACCCAACUGCACACCAGCCAGCGAGGCCCCGCAGUAGAGGAGAGGAUACAGGACAGAGAUGCCGUAUCGUCGCUCAACCCUCCAGCUUCACCAGCUAUGGCAGCAGCCAUUUGUCUGAUGGUGGAAGAUCCCUACUUUGACACCCCGCCAGCAGAGGAGGCGCCAACGGACUCCAGUGAAGACGCCAAAAAAUGGGCAGUUAGCCCCGCCGUCAGCACGCCCUUGCUGCGCCUGAACGACCACACUCUGGAGCUUAACUCUCCUGCCUCAGGUACUGUUGAAGCUGAUAGAGAUGAGGAGUUACCUCCUCCCCUACCUCAACGAACUCCUGAAUCUUAUGUUCUGGCUGUGGAUGCAGAGCACCCAGAUCCCUGCGAAAGGUUAAUGGUUAUCAUUCCACCGAAUGCUGCUGCUGAGGCUGUCAGGGAGCUGGGAGGCGAGAAAUACAGUAACCCCCCCUCACCCGCCCCCCCACUUCCAGAGAGAACCCCAGAGUCCUUCGAGCUGGCCGUUGAUGAAGCUCCUGUGGAGCAGAGGUCAGAGGUCACGCCGGCAGUGAACCUGAACAGGAUAGGAAAGUCUUCAGAGUGGUUCGGUGACUCGAAGCCGGCAGCUGCUGCACCUCAGAGUGAGACGAGUCCAUGGAUGAGGAGUAAGAGUCUCAAAGUAAAAAUGAACGUCACUGUACCAGUAACACACCCUGAACCUACAUCAAAUACAACAUCAAAGCUCCACCCUCACUGUCCACCUCUGGAGCCGCCGCCGCCUCCGCCGCCGCUGCCGCCUCAAACGGAAGAGAGCCUGACUCCUCCGCUUCCUGACAGGACCCCAGAGUCCUUCAUCCUCACAGACCAGAUUCAUGAGAAAACCGCCCUUUGCCCGCCGCCCGUAGAGACGACGCGGCCCUGGCCGAGGGUCGGCUUCUCGUCUGAAUGGGACGGCACCGCUCAGCCAAAGAAGUUCCUCGAUGUUGUCAUGAACAGGAGCAAGAGCGUUCGAGCUAAAAGUUCUAAACAAGAGCCCCCCACAGCAGGGUGGCGGCCUGCUUCACAUCCUGUGGUCGUGGAUGGAGCAGGAAGUGCACCAGUGGAGCAGCAUGAUGUGAACCGCAGACCCUCCCUGAACGCUGUGACACCAGGAAACAAAGCAGAGAAAAGCAGCGAGAAGGGCAUGUCUCGAACAAGGAGUCUGUUUUUUAGACACAAGCAAAAACCUAAAACUGCCCCUCCGCCUCCUCCUGCUCAAUCUGAAACACCACCUCCUCCGUAUAGUGCUGCAUCUUCAAUCUUCAAAUUUGGAUUUGGGAACCGUUUUGGAAAGCCAAAAGGCCCCAGGAGUUAUCCAGAGACCUGGGUUUGAAAAACGGACCUGCUCUUUUAAUGAUGAAUCAACAAAAUGCAUUGCCAAAGGACUUUGACAGUAUCCUUGAAGAUACGGUGGAGGACCACAUACAGUGGACCUGAAAAGCACUGAAGGCCGCUCUGUGUCCUGCACAGCACAGUAACGCCCACAGCAGAGAACUGGGAGUGCCUUGAUUACAGCUCUGAUGCACUUCAUGAAGUAUAUCAGCUCAGGUUGAUUUUAAUUAUUGAUCAGUGCCUCAUUGAACAGCACAGACAGUCACUUGGACCAAUGACUUGAAUGUUUAAUCAAAAGCUCAGCCUCUAGAAUAAUUAGCUUGAAGAGGUGGGCAGUCUGCGGUGAGAAGACGUACACUUCUUGUUUAAAUGCUUAAAGCAACGCUGUAAAAGGAAUACUUUACCCACAAAAUGAUCAUUUGUGUAUCAGUUGA